Molecule: messenger RNA, 2568 nt
Organism: Lathyrus sativus (Indian pea)
Lineage: Eukaryota; Viridiplantae; Streptophyta; Magnoliopsida; Fabales; Fabaceae
Source: the annotation of a GenBank genome assembly
AUGGCAGAAACUACAGUGUCAUUUGUUUUAGAGCAGCUCUACAAACUUGCUUUAGAAGAAGGAACUUUGCUGACAGGAGUACACAAAGACUUUGAUGACAUCAAAGUUGAACUUGAGAGCAUUCACGCCUUCCUCAAGGAUGCAGAUGCAAAGGCUUCUGAUGAUGGUGGAGGAGGAGGAUCUAAUGAAGGAGUCAAAACUUGGGUGAAGCAGCUGAGGGAAGCUUCUUUUCGCAUAGAAGAUGUGAUUGAUUACUAUAGCAUGUAUAUGGCACAAAGGGUUAACAAUUCUGGUUCUGGAUGCAUGGUCUCACUCAAAAUGGUGUUUCAGAUUAUUAAAACCUUGAAGCUGAGACAUCAAAUUGCUUCUGAGAUGAAAGAUAUCAAAUUAUCAAUUGGUGGAAUCAAAGAAAGAAGUGAGAGGUAUGAGUUUAAGGCUGAAAAUGGACCAGGAUGCUCUAGAGGGAGAGGGACUACUCAAAGUGAAAGUUUUGGUGAUCCUCGAAUGGCUUCGCUUUUCAUUGAAGAGACUCAAGUUGUGGGGUUUGAGUCAUCAAGAAAUGAAUUGGUGAGAUGUUUGGUGGAAGGAACCAAAGAACUCAUGUUGGUUACAGUGGUUGGCAUGGGAGGACUCGGAAAAACAACUCUUUCUAACUAUGUUUUUAAUAACCAGUUCGUAAAAAAACACUUUGAUUGUAGAUCUUUCAUCACAGUUUCUCAAUCUUAUACUGUGAGGGAGUUGUUGAUUGAUAUGGUAGAGAAAUUUUGUAAGGACAGCAAUGAGUCUAUUCCAAAGGGUCUGCACAAGAUGGAUGACAAGACAUUGAUUUAUCAAGUCAGGCAAUACCUUGAAGCAAAAAGGUACUUAGUAUUUUUUGAUGAUGUUUGGAAAGAAAAUUUUUCUGAUGAGAUUCAACAUGCUAUAAUUAGUAAUAACAAAGGAAGUAGAAUCAUUGUGACCACUAGAAUGAUGCAUGUAGCUGAAUAUUUUAAGAAAUCUUUUCAUGUUCAUGUUCACAAGCUACAACCUUUGUCUCCAAAGAAAGCAUGGGAACUUUUUUGCAACAAGGCAUUCAGAUAUGAGCCUGGAAAAAAGUGUCCGGCAGAACUUGAGGGUAUGUCCUGUGAAAUGGUUCAAAAAUGUGGAGGGCUACCAUUGGCAAUUGUGGCCAUUGGGGGUCUUUUGUCAACAAAAUCUAAAACCGUUUUUGAGUGGGAAAAGGUGAGUAAAAAUCUGAGAAUGGAGUUAGAGCGCAAUGCCCAUUUAACUAGUUUAAUGAAGAUUUUAUCUCUUAGUUAUGAUGAUUUGCCUUACCACUUGAAAUCGUGCAUGUUGUAUUUUGGUAUAUAUCCUGAGGACUACAUCAUCAAACGCAAAAGACUUACUCGACAAUGGAUGGCUGAAGGAUUUGUAAAGGAUGAGGAGAAUAGACCAUUGGAGGAAGUUGCUGAAGAGCACAUGACAGAGUUGAUACACAGAAGUUUGGUUCAAGUCUCUAAAGUGGGUUUUGAUGGGAAAGUGAAAAGUUGUCAAGUCCAUGAUUUGUUGCGCGAAGUGAUUAUCAAAAAAAUGAAAGAUUUAAGCUUUUGCCAUUUAAUGCUUCCAAGAUCCAUUAGCAAGCUCGUGAAUAUAGAAACCUUGGAUUUGAGGCAAACUCAAGUGCAUGAGUUACCAAAAGAGAUAAACAAGCUCACAAAGCUAAGGCUUCUUCCGGUCUAUUAUAGAAAAUAUGAAGGGCAUUACUCUAUGUUGAACUUUACAACGGGUGUGCAAAUGCAAGAGGGUAUUGGGUGCUUGAUAUCUUUACAAAAACUAUACUUUUUGGAAGCAGAUCAUGGUGGAAUAGACCUUAUCCAUGAGCUCAAAAAGUUGAGACAGUUAAGGAAGUUAGGCAUAAGGCGUGUGCGGGGAGAAUAUGGAGAUGCAUUAUGUGCUACAAUACAAGAGAUGAAGCACCUUGAAUCUCUAAAUAUUUCUGCUAUAAAUGAGGAGGAAAUCCUUGACUUGGAUUUUGUAUCAACUCCACCUAAUCUUAAAGUGCUCAACUUGAAAGGUAGAUUAACAAAGUUGCCUAGUUGGAUUCCGAAACUCAACUAUCUUGUGAAGCUAAGGCUUGGUUUAUCUAACUUUGAACAUGAUCCACUAGACUCUUUAAAGAAUUUGCCAAAUUUGUUGAGGUUGAAUUUGUGGGAUGAUGCAUUUGCUGGUGAAAUUUUGCAUUUUAAAGUUGGAGGGUUUCCUAAGCUGAAGGAACUUGAUCUCACUCGAUUGAAUAAACUAAGUUCCAUCACUAUAGAAAAGGGAGCUUUGCUCAGUCUUGAGCAUUUCAGAUUUAACAACAACCCUCAAUUGAAGGUGGUUCCGCAAGACCUUCAAUACUUGGAAAACCUUCAAUUCCUUGGAUUUGCUGAUAUGCCAUCUGAAUUGGUUGAAAGUAUUGAUCCAAACAAAAGGGGAGAUUGUCAUUGGAUAAUCAAGCAUAUUCCGCUAGUACUCAUUCGGCAGAAAGUAGGAUCAAGAUUCCAUGACUAUGAGUUGUAUCCUAUUCCUACUAUAUCUAAUGUCUGA